Xenia sp. Carnegie-2017 is the source of this 796-nucleotide messenger RNA. RefSeq lists its product as uncharacterized. Lineage: Eukaryota; Metazoa; Cnidaria; Anthozoa; Malacalcyonacea; Xeniidae. The record is from RefSeq and is a predicted model, not a curated record. The coding region runs from base 337 to 705 and encodes 122 amino acids. The transcript has 2 exons.
AGUGGGGAGGAUCAUCAUGUGUCUAUAUGUGACAUAGGAAAAAAGGACGAAGAGAAGGCUGAAAAACAGAGUGGUAGCGUAGAGAAAACAGAGCAGAUAAAUGUGAGUAACGUGCAUGUGAGUACAAACACUAGGGUAGCCUUGCAGACUGCGCAAGGAAUUCUCGCAGGUCAGAAUAGGAAGAGAGUACGAGUGCUUUUUCACUCGGGAAGUAAGAAGUCUUUCGUCACAAACAGACCAAAACAAGAUGCGAAGCUUAAUGUAGCAAGGCGGGAAUGGUUAGAGGUCAACACUUUUGGUGGUGGAACAAAUGAAGAUGUAAGUUUGAAGCAGGAGAUGUUGGAAGUGGAUGUUUUGAUAGGAGCAGAUAACCUUUGGGCUUUUCAGAAAGGAGAAAUAAUUAGGAUCAAAAAGAAUGAGCCAGUUGCGAUUGACACUUGUUUAAGAUGGAUUGUAAGCGGUCCACUGAAAGGGAGCUGGAAAAUCAAAAAUGCACAUGUUAAUUUAGUUUCGCAGACUGCAACGCAGAAAAACAGCACAAACAGGCAGGUGAACAAGUUAUGGGAUUUAGAAACACUUGGGGUCAGGGAAACUGACGAUGUGCACGAAGCCUUGUUAGAUAAAAUUGAGUUUAAUGGGCAUAAGUACUCUGUUAGAUUGCCGUGGAAGCAGGGUCAUGGGCAUUUACCAAGUAACUGCCAAUAGUUUAGCACGCAUGAAAGGGCAAAGUAAGCGUUUGUCAAAUGAGCCUGAUUUGUUAAUGGAAUAUGAUAAAAUUAUCAUGGAUCAACUAAAA